Tilletiopsis washingtonensis is the source of this 1340-nucleotide messenger RNA. RefSeq lists its product as hypothetical. The transcript is spliced from 7 exons. The record is from RefSeq and is a predicted model, not a curated record. Bases 417 to 1280 code for a protein of 287 amino acids. NCBI's taxonomy places the organism in Eukaryota, Fungi, Basidiomycota, Exobasidiomycetes, Entylomatales.
CAGUUGCAAUCGGAUGGAGCACAGGCUGCGUCGAGCUUGGCGUGUCUGCCGAGCGGCGAGCUGUGGCUUGCGUUCCUGCGCUGCUGUCUGCGCGUCGAGAAGUCACCGAGCGCCGCGCCGCGAGAUGCUCAAGGGGCGGUGGAGGCGGUGUACGACGCCGCAGGUGUGCCUCCAGUCUCUGUGCUGCAACACAACAGCUCAGGGCUUCUUCUCGCCGUCUUGGCCUCCGACUCAAGCGCUGCAAGUUCGGCUGAGCAGCUGCGCCGCGCAUGGAGGCUGCUCGCUGCGCUGCUGAGGAGCGGUACCGCUCGGCCCCCUUAGCGCGGCCGCUGCUGCCCAGGAACACGCCAUGUGGCCGCGCCCGCAUCGUGCUUCCCGACCACGUCCAUCUAUCUAUUCCCCAAGCAGCCGUCGCUAUGUUGGCCUUGCACUCGCUGCUCCUCUUGCUGCUCGGCGCCGUUGCCACCGCAGCCGCAGCCGCCGUCGAGCCGCGCGGCCUCGUCACGCAGUACCCCGGCACCAACCUGCUGGAAGCGCGCUACCCGAACGCCAUCACGGCGCGCUACAACAGCACCGUCAUGGUCCUGCCCAUCGCACGCAGCCUGGCACAGAGCCUCGUGCCCGCCGGCGUCAGCCUGCUGCCGACGCACCCCGUGCCCGGACUCGCGGCCGACCAGUGGCCUCUGGUGCUGCAGGCGGGCCUGGACCAGGAUCUGCACAGCAACGGCCUGCCUGCUGGUGACUUCUACGUCACGCGCCUCGCGGUGCCGUGGACAGACCAGUCGGGCGACGGCAAGACGCCGUUCAUCCACCAGCCGGCGCUCGCUCUCUCCAUUGAUGUGCUGCCGCUCUUCACGCGCGUCCUGACGGCCGCUCGGCUGGUCUACUCGCUCUUCACGCCCAACCCGGGCGCCUCGGCAGACCUCGGCGGCGGCCGCGAGGGCUCGUCGGCCAAGACGCUGCUCGGCAAGCUGGUGUACGACAUCAAUGUCGCGCGCACUGCGCCAGGACAGGAGAAGUACAGCCUCGAUCUUUUCCUUGACUUUGCGAACCAAGGCUAUGCCAAUGCCACGCUCAACUCAUGUGUCUACCACCCGACCACGUACGACCUGCCCGAGACCAACCCGUACUUCGUGACUGGCGACGUGACGCUGGGCAAUGCGUUCGUGCCCGGACUUGCGCAGACGUUCAAGAAUGUGCAGGGCCUGCGCGCCGGCGAGCACUUCCUCGAGACGCUCUUCCAGCCCUGCGUCGGCACGGCCAAGUUCCCUUCCAGCUGAUCCGCACCACAUCUAGACGUGCGCUUGUGACGAUAAUCUAAUUAUAGGCCAGUCGAACGG